Dermacentor albipictus is the source of this 4351-nucleotide messenger RNA. RefSeq lists its product as uncharacterized. Gene Ontology annotation, biological process: innate immune response; central nervous system formation. The record is from RefSeq and is a predicted model, not a curated record. Lineage: Eukaryota; Metazoa; Arthropoda; Arachnida; Ixodida; Ixodidae. Gene Ontology annotation, molecular function: growth factor activity; Toll binding. Gene Ontology annotation, cellular component: extracellular region.
GUGAGCCCAGCUCAACCAAGCAGUGCGUGCACCAGCCGCCGGACGGGCUACAACAGUAUCUGGAUCCUUCAUCGUGCGCAACCAUGCUGUCACGAAGCAAGCUGAACUGUUUCCUCCUGCUCCUUUUGGCGACCCUGGAGGUGCAGUGCAGCGCCCAGGAGACAACCACCAGGCCAACAACAUCGUUCAAGCUGUACAGGCCACUGGGCUUCAACCGCAACGGAACUCGAACUUUCAAUCACACCAUCGUGACGGUCCGCAGGAAGCCGCUGUUUAGCAGCCGCAGGUUAAAGCCCAAACUAGAGAACGCGGCCCCCACGAGCACUGAGAGCCUGCAGAACGUCGUUCCCGACUACAAGAAGUCGCCGCUGGAGGGAAAUGGCGAUGCUGCUCCCACGACGACCAUAUUCCCACCACCCCCCGUGUUGCGUCCGUCGCCGAUAGAGGGCGCGGCCAACGCCCCGCAGGUGGUGCCCACAGAGCCGACCUUCAACCCUGACACGUUCUUCACGACGCGGAAGAAGAAUCCCGUGGUGGUCGUGAGGAGGUUCCCCAAGGGACCUCAGGACCAAGGCGAACGAGAUGCAGCGCCCCCAAAUGUCGGAGGAGCAGGAGGCAACGUGCAACCAGGGCUGCUGCCGAUCGCCAACUUUCCGAGACCCCUCCCGAGACCCGGCUACGGUUAUCAACCUGCUCAGCCUGUAUUCGGCGGUUCGAUCCCAUUGGACGUCCUCGGUGCCCGAGGAAUUCCCAAGUUCUUCACGCAAAGAGAUAUUGAUUUCGUCGCGCAGGCCUUCAGGAAUGCCGCUGGUAAUGAGAGUAUUCCACCUCUAAACAUCCCGACGUUCAAUAUUCCUUCGGCUAACCAAACUCAGCAGCCGGAACAGACGCAGGGAGGCCUUGUCGGUGCAGAAAACCAGAAUCAAAACCAGCCGCGAUUGCGAGUGCCUGAGAACGUACUGAGGCAAGGUUACGCAGACAGCUUGAAUGGUGGUUACCCAAACCAGCCGAGACCUCCUCUAGAUGGCUCGCAGCAGGCAAUUCCACCGAACGCGCAGCAACGGGCGCCACUCGGCCCUGGUGGGCGUCCUCUCGUAUUCCAGAUGCCCAAUGGAGCGUACCGAGUCGCCUAUCAACCCCAAGCGGGGCCAUAUCCUAACAACGUACAGCCUCAACUGUACCCGAACGUCGUUCCGAACGGUGGCUACCCUCAAGGACAUGGUGAAGACCAAGUGUACGGCGUGGACCCUAGACUAUUCAGACCCAGUUACCCCAUCGUCCAAGGCGGACUACAAGUUCCCCAACGCAAGCAGCAGCCGUUUAAUCCCGCGCUUCAGCACGUACCGACGUCUGGGCCCGGCCAGCAGACUCUUGCCGCUCCGAUCGAGCAGGGGAGAGCUAACCCGGGCCUUGUCUACCAGAACUACCUGCCAGUGCAGAACCUGAGCCCCGUCUCUGGGUUCUCCCCCAGUGGGACAAACAACCUGCAGGCUGGCGGCUACGCCCCCAGGGGAGCGGUGCCGCGGGGCUUCCGCUUCAUCCCCAUCCCCAGCAACGACAGGGUCGUCGCCCUUCCAGAUGAGGUGUUCGCCAACAGCUUCACGCCCAACCAGCUGGUCGAGAUAAGGGACGGCCGUGCCAUCCCCGUACAGCCGGUGUACGCCGUGUACCCGGGAAGGAACAUGAUCGGCUACCCACCACCAGCGUCUCCCAAGGAGGCUGCCGAACGCCCACCGGUGGGAGGCGUGGUGCGCAGGCCGCUGUACCAGGGCGAGUACGCUGGCGGACUGGACGUCCCACCUCAGGCGCCUCAGAAGAGAACAGGCUUCGUCGGAGGCCGCGAACCGGAGGUCCCUUACUCAGCCGCUACGCACGACGUGAUGUACACCUACAGACCGGAUGUGCUUCCAGGUUGCACCAAUGGAAGUAAGGAGGCCAUCUACUGCCUCCAGGACGAUGAGUAUCCGCGGGCGGCUCUGCACUUGUCCGUGGACCUGGAGCAAAACACGAUGCACAGGCUGCUGCCGGAGACGCCCGAGGGAGAUGGCAGCGCGGCGGCCGCGCUGUUCGUGGACAGCGUCGUGCCCGCCACCGAAUCCACCCGCGGCAGCAGCCACGGCGAGCAAGCGUCCGGCAGCGGCGUAAACAGCACGGUCGUCGAGUCGCCCCCGCCGCCACCGCUGACGGACGACGGUAGCCUGUUCGCCUGCGCGGCCCGCGUGACGCACGCCCGGCCAUUGCGCGCGCGAACCGUGCAAGGCCUCUGGAAAGUGGUGGUCAACAUGCACAGUCCGCAUGGUCGGGGAGCCUUCCAGCAGAUGGUGCGCACCGAAGAGUGCAUGGAGCCCGGCGGCAGCUGCAGCAACCUGGUGCAGUCGUCCCGGUGCGUACAGAAGUACAACCUGCACCGGCUGGUGGUGUGGACGCGCCAAGAGGGCAUCCACAUGGACACCUUCCGCCUGCCGGUCGCUUGCUCCUGUUACCUGGGGAAAGCCGACAGGAAGGCGACGCAGCGCCGAGCCCCCAGCAGGACCUGACUUUACAGCCACCCUCCCCUAGGACCUCAGUCUCCUGCGUCGAUCACAACCAGUGCCGCACGGUCGGCCCGUGUCUGCCGGCGAGAGCCUCUGCCUUCCACCUGAGCGCGCGAUGAUGCCCUCCAAUGCAUCGCCAUUUUUCGUCGAGCCCUGCGCUUCAGAAUACGGAGCAGUUAUUGCAUGUGAACCCCAGACACCCAGUGCGGCCACCCUAAUGCUCUUCUUAUUAUUAUUUUUCUAAAAACUGCGAUGGGCGUAAAACUUGCUUGUACAAGGUGACCGCGGCCUUGGAGCAUGGCGUUCCGAACAUACUCUAAGGAGAGACAAUCCGGGAUGUCUUAUUUUUGUUAAACAUUAAUAUUACUAUUAUGAGAGGCGUCUCAAGAUUGGCUGUCUCACUUAAAACGUGCUUGUCGCGAAUGGGUCGCGAUGCAAGAGCUGUGGCGAAAAUUACUUUCUGGGCGACUUGGAGCGGAUGUCCUCGCGUGUGCGUAACACAAUGUACUUUGUUCGCGGUCCCAUUGCUGCAGCGUGGCAUGCAGCUCUUGGACGCAAAACAUUUUGCAAUUUUCGACCAGCUCGUAGUUGCGAGAGUAGCUGAGGUUCACUGAAUAUGGAACUGUGGUCACAUUUUGCUACAGAUAUCUAAGCCUUCGUUAUGCCCUACGAUGACCUGAAAAUGUGCCGCUUUAAACUAGCUGAAGGAGUAAAAAACGAGAAAGAAAGAAAGAAAGAAACAGUGCUAUAGCUUACAGCAAGUGUUACAUGCUCUAUUGAGAGCAAUCUUCAUCCUUAAGAAAAAAACAAGUAAUCAGUUAUUUGAUAUUAUACCUAUACUGUCGGCGGUGUAAACAACAUAUAAUUAUUUUUAGGUACAAACAUUUCGUGAAUCCAUCUCCCUUUCCAUCCAACACUGUUGAACCGAGCGCUCAGGACUUUAGAACGCGGUUUGUCGCAAUAGCUUCGCACCCUUGCCGCACCAGGUAACGUGAGAAUCGUUUGUUGUCGUAACGUUGAGCCUCCGAAUGCUGUCAAUUUCCUACCAGUCGUAUGCAUGACGCUCACGUGUCGUCACAAGCACACGCGCGUCGUUAGCAAGUUCAGCACACGAGGAGCAUUUGUGUGGGGGUCAUCGAACCUUUGCCGUUUAGGUGCCGUCAUACGGCACUUUAAUUUCGGUACGCUGACCGCAAUUUUUAAAUGAGUAAUUCGACUUCCUCCUGACUGUCGUGUAUACUCUGAUUCGUUACGAACGGUACGUAAUUGGCGACAGCGAAGUUCUUCCCGUAUCUGUAUGUAUUGCGACAUCUUUUGUUGUUGUUUUCUUUCUUUUCCUUUUGCGAGGUGCGAGAGGAAAACCGGUCGCAAUCCUCUCCUUCUUUUUUUUUUAUGCCUUUCGGAUGUUCUACGACCUUUUCGCCCCUGUUAUCACUGAGGUGAGUUAAAUAUUUUGCAGCUACUACAAUUGGCUUCACCUUUAUGCUAACUCCGCGCCGUCUGCGUGUAUAUAGUCGAUUGUUCAGCGCGCUGGGAAGGCUGUAGAUGUAGCCAUUCAACUUUAUUAGGGUUGAAUGCAUUUGGUUGCUGCCUGGCGUAUUUCGUUUUUGCGUUUUCGUGUCACCGUUGCUAUGCCUCGCGCGCUUCUGCGCCAGAAUGAGAGCCUUCUUGACGGUGAGUGGAAAGGCAAAUGUCAACUUCGCCACAGCUGGUUCUUUGUGCGUUCUCGUAAAAUAUUUUCUCUGUUGUUUAUCUUGUGUGUCACGUCGCUAGAGUUGAAGCGAAAUAAAAGCCACACGUGUACUUGAGAAGACGUU